Cyanidioschyzon merolae strain 10D is the source of this 1890-nucleotide messenger RNA. RefSeq names its product phenylalanine--tRNA ligase beta-subunit. NCBI's taxonomy places the organism in Eukaryota, Rhodophyta, Bangiophyceae, Cyanidiales, Cyanidiaceae. Gene Ontology annotation, biological process: phenylalanyl-tRNA aminoacylation. Gene Ontology annotation, molecular function: magnesium ion binding; ATP binding; RNA binding. The record is from RefSeq and is a predicted model, not a curated record. The transcript has a single exon. Gene Ontology annotation, cellular component: phenylalanine-tRNA ligase complex; cytoplasm. The coding region runs from base 1 to 1890 and encodes 629 amino acids.
AUGCCAACCGUAACAGUUAUACGCGAUCGAUUCUUGAAGGCACUGGACUCUGAUCUCGAUGAAGCGGCGCUAGAGCAACUCUGCUUCUCGUAUGGUCUAGAAGUGGAAACCGUGGAGGACGAGCCGCUGAGCGACCUGCUCGGCGGCCAGCGCGCUCGCUCUGGUUGGUCAGACUCCAUCGACGACGUCGAAAACUACGCAGGCCCUCUAGACCAGCACGUCGCUUGUUUAAAAAUCGAGGUACCGGCAAACCGUCCAGACUUGUUGUGCUUCGAAGGCUUAGUGCAGGCGCUUCGCGUCUUCCGCGGCCUUGAUAAACCAGCUGCGUUUCUGCUGCAGCGAACGGAGCCGCGGGAGCGGAUCCUUGUGAGAACGAAUGCACUGCGCCCAUACAUUGUGGCUGCAGUGCUGCGCGGUAUAGACCUAUCGGAUCCGCUGCGGUAUCAGUCGCUGAUGGAUCUACAGGAGCACCUUCAUCAAAACCUAGGUCGUCGCCGUGCGCUCGUCGCGAUCGGUACGCACGACCUCGAUACUGUCAAGGGGCCCUGCACCUACACGGUGAAAGACCCCAGAGAGAUUCGCUUUCGACCAUUGGCCGCUGAGCGCGAGCUGAGCGGUCUCGAAAUCAUAGAGCACUACCGACUCGACAAGCAUCUGAAACGCUACCUGCCGCUCGUGGAAGGUGCACAGGCGUACCCGCUCCUUCAUGAUAGCGAGGAUCAGGUGCUAUCGCUCCCGCCUAUCAUCAAUGGUGAUCGAACCAAAAUCCGUCCUAGCACGCGAAAUAUGUUGAUCGAAUGCACUGGAACGGACCUAGUGAAGCUCACCACCGCGCUGACCGUCAUCGUGGCCUCCUUCUCCCGGUAUUGUCUGCCGGCGUUUUAUGUGGAGCCAGUGACGAUUCACUACGAUCAACCGCUACCGGAGGAUAGGCUUGCAGCGAUCAAAGCCAACGUGCUCGAUUCGCAAACGCUAUGCACACCGUGGGUCGAGGACGCGCAAAUGCAGGUUUCUGCGCGUUACGUACAAUCGCUACUGGGGGUCUCGCUCUCGGUAUCGGAGCUGGAACGUCACCUUCAGCGCAUGCAGUUGCACCUAGUGUCUGUCGUGGAAAACGAGGCAUUCGAUCAGGUCCUCAACGUUCAGGUACCAGUCUUCAGGAGCGACAUCCUCCAUCCGUGUGACGUUGCGGAGGACGUAGGCGUCAGUUAUGGUUUCGAUCAUGUUCCCGAGCGCACUGCUCCCUGUGUGCCAGUCGGGCAGUGGCGACCCUUGGAGCGCUUAACAGAUCAUCUUCGUCGCGAGCUCGCGCAACAGGGAUACUUCGAGGUUUUAACCUGGGUAACCGUGUCGCACGCUGAAAAUACCGAAAUGCUGCAACGCAGCGAUGCACAGUCGCCAGCUGUGCGUCUACAUAAUCCCAAAACUCUAGAAUUCGAGGAAUGCCGGACCAGUCUUCUCGUGGGGCUGUUGAAGACACUUCGCGAGCAUCGGGAAGCGCCGCUUCCUCUGCGCCUUUUCGAGACCGGUGAUGUCGUCCUGCUUGAUUCCAAAAGCGAGACCGGAGCCCGAAAUGAGCGUCAUCUUGCGGCAGUUUAUAGUGACGUCCGCGCAGGUUUCGAGAUCGUGAAGCAUCUUCUCGAUCGGAUCAUACUUGCUUUGAAUUUGAAGUCCUUGGGAUACAAUGCAGGUUACCGACUGGACCCAAAAGCUUGUCACGAUGACCUCUUCUUUCCAGGUCGACGAGCGACGAUUCUUGUGGAGCGGCCCAACGGGGCUCGGUUCGCGCUCGGGAGUAUGGGCUGGCUCCACCCGCAGGUACUGAAGAACUUUGGUCUUGCGGCGCCAGCGUCAGCGUUCGAGUUGAACGUGCAACCUUUUGCUGCGUAG